Molecule: messenger RNA, 2560 nt
Organism: Acanthaster planci (crown-of-thorns starfish)
Lineage: Eukaryota; Metazoa; Echinodermata; Asteroidea; Valvatida; Acanthasteridae
Gene: cdc23
Product: cell division cycle 23
Biological process (GO): protein ubiquitination; cell division; positive regulation of mitotic metaphase/anaphase transition
Cellular component (GO): anaphase-promoting complex
Molecular function (GO): protein binding
Source: RefSeq, a predicted model, not a curated record
UGUGUACUAGAAACAAGACUGCAGUAAACUACUAUUCUCCGACGGCUGUUUGUAGUUCGGCAGAAAUUAUGAAAUUAUGGCGGCGAUUUUAACCUUACAAGGUAGAGGUCUGGAUAUAAAUCUUUCGGAUGUCAAACGUGAUUUGCAGAAAAGUAUCACAGAAUGUUCACAAAGGGGGCUUUCACAAAGUGUGAAAUGGUGUGCCGAGUUAUCGUUUGCUCUGAAAAGUGUAAAGCCCACACCCUUGGAACAAGUGGAGGACAGAGAGGACUUUCUGGCUGAGUUUGAUGAGUACACUCUUGCCAAGUGCUACUUUGACCUCAGGGAGUAUGACCGGGCUGCUCAUUUCACCGACAAAUGCCAAAGCCAGAAAGUUUACUUCCUCCAUCUUUAUGCACGAUAUUUGGGUGGUGAGAAGAAGAAAUAUGAUGAAGUGGCAGACCUGACAGGUCCAAUCCAGUACAAGACCAUGAAGAAUGAGACACUGAAAGCAUUACGCAUUGAACUGAGCAAGAAGUAUACGGAGAACAAACUGGAUGGGUUCUGCCUGUACCUUUAUGGCAUUGUACUGAAGAAGUUGGAACUUUUAAAGGAUGCAGAGAAUGUACUGGUGGAGGCUGUGAGGCUGGAACCAUACCACUGGGGUGCAUGGAUAGAACUCACUAGUCUGGUCACCGACAAGGACAAGCUCAAUUCACUGGCUGUACCCGAUCUGUGGAUCAAGGAAUUCUUCCUGGCUCGGGCAUAUCUUGAGCUGCAAUUGAACGAAGAGGCUCUGAAGAAGUACACAGCGCUCAGUGAGGCUGGCUUCAGCAAGAGCACUUAUAUCAUCUCCCAGAUUGCUAUGGCCCAUCACAGUGUCAGAGAUAUGAAUCGAGCUGUGGAACUUUUUGGGCAGCUGCAGAAAGUUGACCCCUAUCGUCUAGAAAACAUGGACAUCUACUCCAACCUUUUGUAUGUUAAGGAAAUGAAAGCUGAACUGAGCUUUUUGGCACACCAAGUGUGUGAGGUGGACAAGUAUAGAGUUGAAACCUGCUGUGUUAUAGGUAAUUACUACUCGUUGAGAUCUCAACAUGAGAAAGCUGUCUUGUACUUCCAGCGAGCUCUGAAACUCAAUCCUCAUUACCUCUCGGCGUGGACUUUGAUGGGUCAUGAGUACAUGGAGAUGAAAAACACACCAGCUGCAAUUGAAGCCUACAGGCAGGCUAUUGAGUUGAACAAGAGAGAUUUCCGUGCCUGGUACUGCCUUGGACAAACUUAUGAAAUCCUACGCAUGCCAUCGUACAGUUUGUAUUACUACAGACAGGCACAGCAAAUCAGGCCUAACGAUUCCCGGAUGCUGGUUGCAUUAGGUGAGAGCUAUGAGAAGCUGGAGAAGAUGCAAGAAGCCAAGAAGUGUUACUGGCGAGCCUACUCAGUAGGAGACAUCGAAGGGACUGCUCUGAUCAAGCUAGCCAAGCUGCAUGAGGGGCAGGGAGAGGAGGAGAAAGCAGCAAACUUCUACACCAAGUAUGUGGAGCAGUCUGAAGCCAUGGGGACUGGGAUGGUUGAAGAGCAGUGUGAUGCUUAUCGAUUUCUGGCGACAUAUCACUUGAAACGACGGAACUUUGAAGAGGCCAGCAACUAUGCUCACAAGUGCUGUGAAUACACUGUGACAAGGGAAGAAGGCAAAGCCAUCCAGACAGAGAUAUCGCAGCUGCGUGCCAUUGAGGAGGCGGGGUCAGCAGAUAGCAAAGAUGGGGGUGAUGGAGGGUCGAUUACUCGUCAGCCACUCAACAUCAGUCAUGAUGGUGGGACAUCUGGUCAGCUAUCUCCAAUGAAUCUCACCUUCACACCGUGAUGAGCUAUGAACUUUUGCUGAAUUCUUUCUCAAACUGAUCUAAAUCCCUACCCUUUAGUGUUUGGUAACUUUUCACAAGUUCAUUUUCAAGGAAAAGUUUAAUGAUAUAUCAGAUAUUGGAGGAAAAAAACAACCGAAGGUAAACACCUUGAAGAAGAUUAAUUUCCCAAACAAAUGGCCAGAGAAGAAUCUCAUAUUUCAAGUUAACCCUGUGCAAUUUUGUGUGGAAUACUGAAGGUCUUUAAAAUACAUAAUCAUAUGCACAGAUUUGGACAGGUGUGAAUGAAAUGGUGGAUGUAAGCAGGCUCGUAGAGGCCAAUUUUUGUUCAAAUUCUGUUCGACGUGUGUUGUACUGCAUCCAAUACAUAGUGUAUCAGGAUUGGAACAAGCCUUAAGAUAAAAUCAUACAGGUGCUCGGCAAUAAGAUGUCAACCAUGAAUUAACCACAACAGCAGGUGCCACAAGUAAAGUUGUCUGAUACUACAACCAUGCAAAUUGUAUAUUAUUGUACAGAAUGUACAAGACAAUGUACUUUUUUUCUGUAGUGUCGCUGUGAUUACAGUUUUGUUUCUACUCAGCACUUAUUUGUAAAAUCAAGAAUACAUGUACAUUUAUAAGUAUAAAUUUCAUAUGUAGUGCGUGGGUAAUUCUAUAAAUUAGGAGUCCAGUUUUUUUCGUGUCCUUGUCACAUCUGACAUAUGAUUUGUAAGUUCAGAACGA